AUGAGACCCAUGUCCGCGACUUGGCUCUUGCUCGCCUGCGUCGUCUGCCAGCUGGGCUGGCUCAUGGCGCGUGAGAUCGGCAGAGUGGAGGACGACCUGGCCGUGGCCGCGUCUCAUCAUCAUCAGCAUCACGAGGAAGGUGGCGGCGGUGAACAUCACUCCGAUCAUCAUAGCAAGCACGGCGACCACAGCGAUAAGGGGUACAAGUCAUCUCAUCAUCAUGACAAAGGGGAGAAGGGACACCACGACAAGGACAAGCACUCUGGCCACUACGGCGAGGAAGAGGGCCACAAGAAGAGCCACCACCACGAUGAUGGCUACUAUGCCGAGCACCACAAAGGCGAGAAGGGAGAGAAGGGUCACAAGUUUCACGAGGAAGGUCAUUAUGGGAAGGGACACAAGACCCACGGUCACCACGAGGUGCACAAGCUAGACGAGUUCAAGAAGGACAAGGAGUUCUUCGAUGAACAUCACGAUUCUGGACAUCACGAGGAUCAUGGUGGUCAUUAUCAUGAGCAUGGGCACAAGAAGGGUGGACACUUUAAGAAGGGACAUCACGAUCAUGGCGAUCACGAGGAUCAUUACGGGAAGAAGGGACACUACGAGAAGGGGGAUCAUCAUCACGAUCAUAAGGGGCACAAAAGCGAGGGUGGACACGACGAGCAUCAUGAUCAUCAUUCUCAUCAUGGGAAGAAAGGAGGCCAUGAGGAUCACAAGAAGUGGGGUUUUAAGAAAGGGCAUUGA
Eufriesea mexicana is the source of this 744-nucleotide messenger RNA. RefSeq names its product histidine-rich glycoprotein. The record is from RefSeq and is a predicted model, not a curated record. Lineage: Eukaryota; Metazoa; Arthropoda; Insecta; Hymenoptera; Apidae. Bases 1 to 744 code for a protein of 247 amino acids. The transcript has a single exon.